Aspergillus nidulans FGSC A4 is the source of this 2914-nucleotide messenger RNA. Its product is annotated as ankyrin repeat domain-containing protein. NCBI's taxonomy places the organism in Eukaryota, Fungi, Ascomycota, Eurotiomycetes, Eurotiales, Aspergillaceae. The transcript has 2 exons. The record is from RefSeq and is a predicted model, not a curated record. The coding region runs from base 1 to 2859 and encodes 952 amino acids.
AUGGCGUCCUCCCACCCUCAAACCACCCAAUUUCUCCACCAACUGCCUGCAGAAAUCAUCCUCUCAAUCGCCGACGCACUGUCGGUUAGGGAUCUCAACCGGCUACUCCGAUCGUGCCGUCGCUUUGCCAGCCUCCUGCGGCCCCGCCUCUAUCGGCUCGCGACAACGUACACAUUCGAAGCGCAUGGGCGGCGCAAAUCCCCCUUGACCUGGGCUGCUGAACAUGGAAUACUCUCCACUGUCCAAGAGAUGCUGGACGCAGGCGCAGAUGUUACAGCCACGGUGGGCGGGUUCACCGCGUUCUACCAAGCCCUCAGGAACGGACACACCGAGGUUGUUCGGGUUCUCCUAGACGCUGGGGCCGAUCCGCUGCCGAGCAAGAGUAAUGGAGGCAUUCCGCUGGUGCUGGCUGCCCAGCACGGGGAUGAAGAACUGCUUCGCCUGCUCCUCAGGGUGACGCCGACAAACGCGACGGGGGAGCGUGCGAACUACGAGCACGCGGUGGCAAGGGCGAUAUACCAUGGGCAUAUCCGCCUGGUGCGGUUCAUGCUGGACAAUGCGGCAGGAUGGCUAGACGUCGCCCAUAACGGGCACUUGAUCUAUCAAGCAGCGAGUACGGGGAACUGCGAUAUGAUCCGGCUGCUCAUCGGCUAUGGGGCGACGGUCGAGCCCCUGCAUCGCACGGCGCGACAUCCGCUCGUCGUCGCCGCACAGAACGGGCACAAGGAGGCCGUGCAGCUGCUCAUGACGCUCUCCAAGGAGAAAUCUGCGCCCACGGCGGAGCCGGUCAAGGACCCCGAAGAGCGGUCGAUCUCGGCGCGCCUGGUCGACCGGUUCGGCACCGAUGUCUCGCAGCCUACCAAGGACGGCCUGACGCCGCUGCAGAUCACACUGGAGGAGUUUAGCCCGCCGGAGGUCAUCCACCAACUGCUCGACCUCGGCGCCGAGCCGAGCGUCCAGUCCAGAGACGGGUCGACGGCACUGCACACGUUGGUCCGGUUGAAACGGUAUGACCUACUCGAGACUCUAAUCGACGGCGCCUCGCUCUCUGCCUCUGACAGCAAAGGCAGAACACCGUUGCUGUUAGCGGUUGCUGUGUUCAACGUCUCAGCGGCGUCGCUUUUCAUCGAGUGUGGAGCUGAUCUUGCAGCCAGGGAUAUACACGGAAGAACUGUGCUGCACCUAGCGGCGUCUCACUCUUCAGGAGUGAUUCUGUCUAUGCUUCUAAGGGCGGGAGCGGACGUCUCUGCGACGGACGAGGCCGGUCGGAUUCCGCUGCAUUACACGACAUUUGGAUCUAAUCUUACAAUCCCUAGCGCGUUUAUCGCUACACACAGAGCUACAAGAACCGACCACCUCGUCCGAUCGCACACCGGCCGAACCGUCUUGGAUAUGGCGGCCGAGAGCGGGAAUCUGGAUUUGGUAAGGGAAUUGAUCCGGGAGGGUGCAGACGUCAACAGCCACUGGGAGGGAUACUCGCCGUUGCACGCCGCCGUCGCCAACAGACACCCAGAACUUGCGGAACUGCUCCUCUCCCAUGGCGCCAACCCGCUGCGUCUCGACUACUACGGGCAGACCCCUUUCGACCUUGCCGCGGGCGAUCGAUCAAUGCUGGACGGGCUCGCACGAUGGUGCGAUAUCCCAUAUACACGCACCGACAGAGACACGAGACGAGGCGUCUUGAAGGAGAGCGUCCUUCGAUUCGCGUCCCGGAUAUCAGAUGGCCAAACGGGCGACUUCUACAAACUAGCCAAGUGUCUUGUAUACCUCAAGGAUGAUGAGGCAGCGCUCGCCGCGUUUAGGCAGGCGGCCAGAAUACGCGCGUGCGAAGACGACCUUCGGUACCCGAUGUGCUGCGGCGGGUGUCGCAAACGGCUCAACGCCCCCAGAUUCUCAGAGGCUGUGGUGUUAGUCUGCCGCAGAUGCCACGAGCUUGAUUUUAGCGACCCGUCGCCCUUCUUGGGCUUUUAUUCUACCGAUGCCGGGUUUGCUACGCCUUCAAAUAGUGACGAGAGGGGGAAUGACGAGCUCUGGAACGAACAGCUUGAGCAAAUCAUACGUCCCCGAUACGUCGCAAAGCCAAUGUCAAAACAACGUGUUACCCGAAUAUUCGGCUAUAUUGCAAUCCCCAGCAUUGUAACAGGUCUUGGGAUUCAUUCAGGCCUGAAACACCUUGAGAAUAAAUAUCCAGAAUUACCGCCCGCAGCAGCAGGAAGCAAAGCCCUCAGCACGCCAGCUCGACCAACUCAGCACUGCCCAUACACCGAUAUCUACGCGGCAAGGAUUCCGCUCCGUGCUCUGCAGGCACGAACGCGGCACCCUGAGACAAAGGACCAAACCGCGCUCGAGGAGGCUUGGGCACGCUCUUUAUUAUCGUGUCGGCUCCUGCGCACCGAAGCGUCGCUCAUCGGGUUACUUACCAGGGGUAAAUAUGAGCCUGGCGACCUUGGGGACAACGGGUUUGGGCCUGGUCCCGGCUCGGAACCCCGCGUCCUGCUGAACGGGGCGUUGACGGUACAAAGACAGCCAGGCGCGGAAGGAAGCAAUAGCCUUCUUGUUUCCUGGAAGAUGCCCGAUGGACCGCGGCUAUUCUUUGAGAAAAUUGCGCGCUGGGGAUACCCGUGGCGACUGAUGUCUGGCGGUCGACAUGAGAUGAUUGUUUCCGAGCCGUUCAACGUCAAGGGACAGGGCGAGAUGGUGGAAGUCAGGUUCUCGGCAGCGCAUGAUUACGAGAUUGUCGAGGAGGAAGGGGGCCUGCAACAGCAAAAAGUUCUGCCUGCUUGGGCGAUCCGGUUGCAUCGCGGGUACGCGCGGUUGAUCCUUGAUAUGGCAGCCAGAGAUGUGGAGAGGGGGACUUAAGACGAACAAGUGAUUGGUUUCAAUGCGCGUUUCUAGUUUUGGUCCGACCUGCCAU